AUGGUAGGAAGUAAGAUUGGCUAUGAAGAAAACUGGAAAAAUGAUGUUCUCAGGGUUGAUUAUGACGAUGAGGACAAUGCAAACUUUGACGUUAUGGAGAUUAUGACAGCGCUUGUUGCGGUGGUACCGACAUCGAAAACGCGGGGAUUUCGACAAAACAUUACACUGCUGUUACAUAAAAUACAAAAUGACAAGCAAGUCUAG
This is a messenger RNA of Gongylonema pulchrum, 204 nucleotides long. NCBI's taxonomy places the organism in Eukaryota, Metazoa, Nematoda, Chromadorea, Rhabditida, Gongylonematidae. The record is from the annotation of a GenBank genome assembly.